CAUCAACCUUUAAUGGAAUGCUCUCCCCUUGUAAAGUUCAGGGUUGCACAUGUUUGUGUUUGAGAAUGAACUAUAAACAAGUUUCGCUAUAACUGCUGUCGUUUUAAACCUACAUCUCAAGGCUAAGAAAGUCAUGUUGCGGAUUGGUCGGAUUCUGAACUGUGUCUUGGAAAGGCAAGGUGAUACUUCACUGGUGCGAAUAAUACCAUGUUGCCUCCAGAAACGAAAUUUGAGUCAAAAGAAAAAAAUUGGUCAAUUAAGACAGGAGAAGGCGAGAGAGUUCCUGGACAACAUGGACACAGCGAUGGUUGAAAAAAAAGCACGGAUGGAGAGAUGGAUUGAAGAAAUGAGGCAUCUUAACUAUAAUGUACCAAAGGUUAUCAGUGAAUAUGACUGGAAGAUGAUUCUCAUACAGGCAGAUUCUCGAUCACACCUUGAGAAAUUCUGCAAAUACUUGUUCCUCCGAGAGUGCUCCAAAGAAAAUGAUGAAGUGAAAAGGGAGAAAUUACAAAAAGAAAGGGAGGAGAAGCUGCAGGAACUUGUUGGUAGCUAUCACAAGUUUAGUAUUCCAUACUGGAAACGUGAUGCGAAUACAGAAAUGUGGGCCCGUCUACGUGGCAUGCGGUAUGGGGACCCAAUCAUCAUGGAUAUGGGCUUUCCAGACUUGAAGAUUCGUGAAAUGAGAGAGGCAUUUGUCCAAUUUAAUGAAGUUAUUGCUGAAAAUAAAAGUCACCCGCAGCCAUUUCAUUUACAUGUCACAAGCGUUAGAGACAACAGAGUAUUUUCAGAGAUUUUGGAUUCGAUCGAUUGUCAAGGUACAAUGGUCAAUUUUCAUGAAAAGCCAUUUUGGGAAAUCUUUCCAAAGGAAGAUUUGGUGUACUUGACACCUGAUGGUCCGAAAUUACAAGGUGUUAAUAGGAAUGAUAUAUUUGUGAUUGGUGGUAUUGUAGACCUGCAUGAUACUUACCCAAGAACUUUCAUACGAGCCAAGGAGCUGGGAAUUAGAAUGGGUUCCAUUCCAAUCCACGAUUACCGUUUGCUGGUAAACUCUCCAAAGCUCCGUCUUCCACUUCCACACAUCUUUGGCAUCAUGCAGGAUUACUGCCUUAACCACGAUUGGGAACUUGCCUUCAGCAAAUAUCUAUCACCAAACAAAUUCCUGCCAAAGAAUGAAGAGGGGCUUAGAAAAAAGAUUGAGAUGAUGAAAUCCUCGAAGUAUCAGCAGGGCAGGUCUGUACGCGAGUACGAGCGGGAACUGAUGGAGUUGACAGUUCGCAAAAGUGUGCGUGGCAAGUCUAUGGCUCCAAGUGUGGACACUAAAUAUUCCAAAGGUAAAUCUGAUUGGUCCAAUGAUGUGCGUCUUUCUGGUAGAUCAGCUGAUCAUACAUUUGGAUACAAGAGAGAAAACGAAUCUGCAAGUUUUUCUGAUAAGUCUGAUAACAGGUUAAGUUCAGGAAAGUUUGUUAGAAAUGGUCAAAAGUUUGGUGACAGGAGGCAUUUUGAUGAGUUUUGUGGCAUUGAAAAUGCAAGCAAUGGAUUAGAUCAAAUGACUCGAAAUGAGUUCAGUAAAAAGAAAAGACUUCAGUUCCAUGAGUCUCUAGGUAAUUACCAAAAAGAAAUUACCAGAGAUGAGGUGGUUAGUGUAGAUGCAAAAGAUUCUUCUAGUAAAUCUUAUAAGUCAAAUGACAGUGAUCAUGCCAGGAAACUGUAUGGUCACGUGAGAGAAUUUGAUCUUGAAGAGAGUAUUGGUAAGAAUAUUGGCAGUGAAAGUGUGAGAAACGUGUAUGUCAGUGAAGAUGAACAAAAUUCAGCAAAUCAUUCAGACAUGUCUGAUGACAACGAUUCAAAUAAAUUGUCCAACAAGUUAAAUCAGGCUAUUGAGGAGAGAGGAUUUGAUAUGAACGAGUUUCUUGGUCAGAAAGGGCUCAAAGAAAUUUCAAGAGAAGGUCUAAUGACUGCAGAUUUGAAAUAUUCUGCACGUAAUAAUAGAAAAUCAGAUGACAGCUUUGAUUCGAGUCUAUUAUCUAGCUUUGGAAAUGCGUCAGGUGAACAACAAAAAGGGGAAUUCCAUUCUGACGAGUUUGAGGGAUUGUCUGAAAGUAGAAAGAAGUUUGAGAACCAAAUGGAAAAAGACUCAGUUAGCAAAUCAGAAGAUAUCGGCGACAGUCUUGGUUCAGGUCAAUCAUUUGGGAGCGAUGAGUAUGAUGGAAAGAUGAAAUUGAGUGAACAGUUUCUAAAAAGGGCAAGAGCCAAGAAUUCCGGAAAGUUCCAACAAUUGCAAGAAAAUGAUAGGAAACAAAGCAAGCAAGAGUGGAUGGAAGAGAUGAAGAACUUGAAGUGGUGAAAACAUGAUGUCCCUACAAUGUUGUAGCAGUGUUAGUGUAUAACCAUAAAAUGUAAUUGUACAUGACUUGACAACUCACAGAUAAGGUACAAUUUUAGGAAUGAAAAGUUUUAAAUUGACGAAAGAUAGGUAACACUUUGCUAGAAAAGAAAACUUGAUAAAAUGUGUGGCUUUAUUUAACUUAAAACUUAACUAAAAUAAUAAAGAAACCGUUUGAAGUCCUGCUUAAUGUUUCAGCUGUAUAGAAAGGUUGUCACAAAGUUUUCAUACAGUGGUUUUAUAAAAGCAAACAAAUUCGAAGUUAUCUUGUUGUAUUUAAUGAGAGCAUGUUUAUGAUAAACAAAUAAAAAAAUGCAUUAUAUA
Molecule: messenger RNA, 2707 nt
Organism: Dreissena polymorpha
Lineage: Eukaryota; Metazoa; Mollusca; Bivalvia; Myida; Dreissenidae
Product: interaptin-like
Exons: 5
Coding region: 134-2344 (736 amino acids)
Biological process (GO): mitochondrial tRNA 5'-end processing; positive regulation of mitochondrial translation
Cellular component (GO): mitochondrion; nucleus; nucleoplasm
Molecular function (GO): tRNA binding
Source: RefSeq, a predicted model, not a curated record